This is a messenger RNA of Plasmodium vivax (malaria parasite P. vivax), 2237 nucleotides long. RefSeq lists its product as hypothetical. Gene Ontology annotation, biological process: regulation of mRNA splicing, via spliceosome; mRNA splicing, via spliceosome. The transcript has a single exon. Gene Ontology annotation, molecular function: mRNA binding; metal ion binding; N6-methyladenosine-containing RNA reader activity. Lineage: Eukaryota; Apicomplexa; Aconoidasida; Haemosporida; Plasmodiidae. The coding region runs from base 414 to 2237 and encodes 607 amino acids. Gene Ontology annotation, cellular component: nucleoplasm. The record is from RefSeq and is a predicted model, not a curated record.
ACCCCAAGUAUCUGUGCAAAUGGUACAUUGAAUGGGAAAAAAAAAAAAAAAAAAUACGCCAAGUGGGGGAACCCCGCUCCGCCAGAAAUACGCUGCCAGUUUGCCUUGCGGGUGGAACUGAAGCAGCGUUCGCGGAUGUAGCAGCGAGGCCAAGUCAUGCAUGUGAUGUAGGCAACGCAGGUUAUGUAGAUGACGCGGGCGAUAACACCCCAGAUGACACUCUGCCCUUCCGCGUACGGUUUGCUCCCUUUGAGGUGGUUCUCCUCGCGGAAGGGCAAAACAGUUUGAGCACCUCCUCAGUGCUUCCACGGGUGUAACGCUGUGCCGGCGUGGCCCCAACGGUGAGCUUGACCGAACGGUUGGUUGACGCAGGUGAGAAGCACCCCAUUAGGAGCCCAUCCCCCAAGAGUAGAAUGACCGCCAGGAGGAAAAUCGCCAAGCGCCGGGGGAGGAGGAACCUCUUCCAGCUGUACCUGAGCAUGCGGGGGGAGAAGUGUCAGAUGGGUGAAAACCAGGAGGACGCCUAUGGGGAUCCCCCCCAUGGAAUUCCCUCAAGCAACCAAGGCAAUGCCCAACCAAGCGAACAACCCCAUAUGAUGCACCUAGAAAAGCAAGUCAAAAUGAAGCUGGAGGAACAGUCGAGCCUACUCUCCAUCAAGGGGAUUGACCGAGUGGACAUCCAACAGAAAAAAGGAAAACAUUCGAUCAUAUGCAUCCACUAUAUAAAAAACAUGUGCAUGAAAAAUUUGUUCUGCAAUUACCUGCACCAGUUGAUCUAUGCGAAAAUUCCCGCCUGUAAAAACUUCCUAAAAAAUAACUACUGUGCGGAUAGGGUACGCGGGUCUUGUCUCUUCCGCCACACGCUAGAAAAUGUAAAUUCGGGAGGAUUCGCAGAAGGGAAGGAUGAGCACCUGGAUGACGUGUUGAAACUGCUGCACGAGAAAAAUAUUUGCGUUAACUAUCUGCUGGGCUUCUGUAACUUGGGAUACAACUGCAAGAGGGUGCACAGGUGCAAAGGAAGGAAAUUCAUCAACUGGAUAGGUAUUCUUCCCAAAUUUUAUUUGGACCACAUCUUAGUGAAUCAGCGGUUGUAUUCCCACCUGUAUGCCAACCAGAGGAAGCUUGCCCCCGACAUGAGCAAAUUGAAGGACGCCUUGAUUGUCCUUAGUGGGGAGAAGUUCCCCGAAAAGGGGACUCUCUCUCCCCAUUCAAACAGUUUGAAAAAUGAUAAGGAGCUUUUCCCAACAGAUGACACAUCAGUGAGGAAUUCAGACCACCUCCAGCGUGGAGCCAACAACGAUACAUAUAGGCACCUAGCAGGAGGCUUCCCCCUCCAACUGGAUGACCAAAAUGAGAGACUUGACGGGGGUAAAAAUUACCUAAAUGCGUCUACCCCACAAAACAGCGGCAGGAACUACCCCCUCAAAAGGGGAGAUGGUGGAGGUACUAACAGCUUCGAAGAUUUUCUCCCCUCAGGGGAUAACAUCCCAAUGACCGGUCGCCAUAACGAAAGAGGGUUUACACACAAACAGGGGGGGGGUACCAAUGCAGAUAUGAGGAACCAAGAAAACCUGAUGAGCAUCCCAAAUAUAUACGAUGCAAAUAAUGAAGUAGUCCCAAGUGAAAAAAUAAAAAUUUUUAUAAUCAAGUGUAAUCAAAUUUGUCAUUUAUACCUAUCCAUUUUGUAUGGAGUUUGGGCCACUGGAAAAAACAACACGAGGAAAUUUACCAGCCUGUUCAAAGAGAACUACACCAUCGUCUUCCUCUUCUCCGUUAACGAAAGUGGAGGCUUUCAAGGCUAUGCAAAGAUGGUAACUGUGCCUAUAAAAAAUCUGUAUGAAAAUCUAUGGGGACCCAUAACGAAGAGGCUGGGGGGCAAUUUUCGCAUCCAGUGGGUGAAAAUCGCAAAAAUUGACUUUGACGCGUUUAAAAAUAUGACCAAUCCGUUUAACGACAAUUUGCCUUUGAAGAAGAGCAGAGACGGAACUGAGUUGCCUUUCAACUUGGCCUCCAUCAUAUGCCACAGGAUUUAUGCCCUUCCAAGUGAGGACUUCCUCGCGGGCACCAUUUAUGAGUACAAGCGGCGCAUAAACCACGCCGCGUUCUUCGAGAACUUGCGCAAGCAGGGCCUGCUCAACAGCAACACUGUUUGGGACAUGCGCAUCUUCAGCCUCAACCAGCAGUCCGACUGCCAGCGCAUCACCUUCGUCGACGGCACGGAGCAGGUCAUAGGGUAG